AUGUCUCUUGGAGGACAUGAGAACCCAUUGGGCUUACCAGGAAGAUCUAAACGGUCGUCUGGUUUACCGGUAAGACAGAGGAUUCCCGGUGUUGGCAAGGUUCUGCUGGUGUCCUCUGGCAAAGGCGGUGUUGGGAAGUCAACGAUGAGUGUAAACCUGGCGUUGGCGAUGUCCCAGCUGGGCCAGAGAGUUGGGAUAUUGGAUGCAGACGUGUUCGGACCUUCUUUGCCAACGUUGGUGAAUCUGUCUGGCGAGCCACGUAUCAACUCCAAGGGCCAGUUGAUCCCGCUGGUGAACUAUGGUGUUCAGACCAUGUCAAUGGGCUAUCUGAUUAAGCAGGACAACCCCGUGGUUUGGCGAGGGCUGAUGGUGAUGAAGGCCAUGCAGCAGUUGCUAUUUGAGGUUGCCUGGGAUAACGUGGACGUUCUCGUGGUAGACAUGCCCCCAGGCACUGGUGACACACAGCUGAGUAUAGGCCAGCAGGUUAAGAUUGAUGGCUCCAUCAUCGUCUCCACGCCACAGGAUAUUGCACUCAUCGACGCGGUCAAGGGCGUGUCGAUGUUUGAGAAGAUGAGAAUACCCAUCCUGGGGCUGGUGCAGAACAUGGCGUACUACCACUGUCCCAACUGCCACCACGAAGACCACAUCUUCGGGCCUAUCGAUGGUGCUAUAAAGAUGGCUGAGAAGAAGGGACUACGCACGCUGGGCUCAAUCCCUCUAAACAGCGAGAUCUGUGCCCAAAGCGACAAGGGCAAGCCAAUUGUGCUGAACAAGGAGCACACACAGGUAUCAAAACCGUACUUUGACAUAUCCAAAGAGGUGUUACAAUUGCUCAAACUGUGA
Molecule: messenger RNA, 843 nt
Organism: Williopsis jadinii
Lineage: Eukaryota; Fungi; Ascomycota; Saccharomycetes; Phaffomycetales; Wickerhamomycetaceae
Product: Mrp/NBP35 family ATP-binding protein
Exons: 3
Coding region: 1-843 (280 amino acids)
Biological process (GO): iron-sulfur cluster assembly; mitochondrial respiratory chain complex I assembly
Cellular component (GO): mitochondrion
Molecular function (GO): ATP binding; ATP-dependent FeS chaperone activity; 4 iron, 4 sulfur cluster binding
Source: RefSeq, a predicted model, not a curated record